Messenger RNA from Phytophthora infestans T30-4, 810 nucleotides. RefSeq names its product pectinesterase, putative. The record is from RefSeq and is a predicted model, not a curated record. Gene Ontology annotation, molecular function: pectinesterase activity. The transcript has 2 exons. The coding region runs from base 1 to 810 and encodes 269 amino acids. NCBI's taxonomy places the organism in Eukaryota, Oomycota, Peronosporomycetes, Peronosporales, Peronosporaceae. Gene Ontology annotation, biological process: cell wall modification.
AUGGCGUACCUGCCCAACACGACGGUAGAGCAUACGAUAUUCGUGUUCCCGGGCGUAUACCAAGAGCAAGUGCUGAUCCCAAAAUUGGCAGGCCCGUUGGUGGUCCAGGGCUACACGUGUGAUACGACAUCGUACAGCAACAACACAGUGACGAUAACACACACGAUGGCUCAGAGAGAUCUCCCGCUCGAGAUUAAGAAUGGACGCAACGAUUUGAUCAGUACGAUGCGUCUGAAGUCGCGCAGUGGUGUGAAGAUCUACAACAUGAAUGUCGCUAAUCCAGCCGGCCCGAUCGAUCAUCUUGGACAGGCGGUGGCUGUUUACGUCGAUGCAACGAACUAUGGUUUCUACGGCUGCAAUUUUACGGGUUACCAGGACACGCUGUGUGCACACAGGGGUCGUCAGCUCUACGCACGAUCAUUUAUCAGUGGAGCUGUUGACUUCAUUUUUGGAAUGCGAGCGAAGGCUUGGUUUGAGUCUUGCGAUAUUGAGAUACGUUUUAACCGUGCGCGAGUACUUGGUUCGAGUGGAAAUGGAUCUACGUACCUCGGGCGUCCAUGGCGUCCAUACGCUCGCGUUGUGUGGCAGAAGCAGCUCAGCGACGUUGCUAACCCGAAGAGAUGGUCGACGUGGAACGACAACAACAACACAGCAAACGUCUACUUCAACGAGUUCAAUAACAGCGGACCCGGGUCGGUAACCGGCCAGCGUGUGCCUUUCAGCGGACAAUUGAGCGCUUCUGUAGCCAUUACUGAAAUCCUUGGUGCUACGCUCGAGUCCGAGUGGUGGAUCGACACAGACUUCAUUUAA